Molecule: messenger RNA, 963 nt
Organism: Tarenaya hassleriana
Lineage: Eukaryota; Viridiplantae; Streptophyta; Magnoliopsida; Brassicales; Cleomaceae
Exons: 1
Coding region: 162-872 (236 amino acids)
Source: RefSeq, a predicted model, not a curated record
AGCCACUGUCUCCGUCAAAAGUCGCCACCUUUAUUUUUUCUUCUUAAAGCCGAUCCCUUCACUGAUAUCUCGUCGUUCAACUCGAAAGAGCACAGAAAGGAAAGGAGAGACAGCUACAAAAAAAAAAGGGAUUGGUUUUGUGAAGAACCCAGAAGAUAAAAAUGUGCAGAUCGCCGGAUUUCGAGCAGUACAUGGAGAGAGAGAGCUUAAAGAUCAAAGCUUUCUUCUUGCGCUUCACUGGCCUGCCCACCCGGGGACACUUACCCGACUCGCUCACGCUUCUCUACCCUCCCCGAAUCAACGAGGCCGCUCUAGAGCUCGACGGGUCAAAGAUCCGACCCGAUUCUCCGGCCUUCGUGACGCUCCACAGGGUCGUGAAGGGGGGAGAGGCGGUUUACGGGUCACGGGAACGGGUGCGGGUCUGGGAAGGGGUCCGGUUCGAGGUGUUCAUGAGGGAGGAGAGGGUCAUAAAGGGAAUUUUCAGGAAAGACGAGAGAGAGAAGUGGAAAUUGGAGUGCGAGUGCGAGAUGGAGGAGGAGGAGGGAACGGCGGAGGUGGUGGUGGCGACGGAGGGAAACGUGGAGGCGGCGGCGACGGUGGCGAGGAGGCAGAGGCGGCGGACUAGGAGGAGGAUGGGGUUCGAUUGCAUGGAGGAGAUACCGGAGCAGAAGGAGGUGGAGAGAGAAUCAGACGGCGGAUGUUGCUGCCGGUGCCGCGGAGAGGAAUGGACGGAGGAGAUGGACUCGUCGGAGAUCGAAGGGGUGAGAUGGGCCGUUGAUUUGGGGAUUUGGGUGAUGUGUUUGGGUGUUGGCUAUUUGGUGACCAAAGCCUCUUCCAAAAGCUUCAGAAGACGAGCAACAAUGUUCUUCUAGUAAUUAAUUACAUUGUUCUAUAAUUUUUUUUUGCAUAUUAUGCAUAUCUCACCUAGAAACUCUAAUAAGAAACAAUAUGAGAUUCGUAAUU